Molecule: messenger RNA, 327 nt
Organism: Plasmodium cynomolgi strain B
Lineage: Eukaryota; Apicomplexa; Aconoidasida; Haemosporida; Plasmodiidae
Exons: 2
Source: RefSeq, a predicted model, not a curated record
AUGUCACAAUUAGAAGAAAGUGAGUUGAAAGAAAUUCUAGGAGGUUCACAAUUGUAUGAUAAAUAUGAAAAUUUCAAUAAGGAAGUCGAUGAAAAGGAUUGCAACGAAUGUAAAUCAAAAAUUGGACAGCACAAAGUUAAAUACAAUGAUAUUUUUGUAACAUGCAAUAAGAUUGAAAAAAAUUUAAAAGAAAUAGUAGCUAUGCAAAAUAUUGAUGAUCGUAGAAGUAGAUGCACACAAUUUCAAUAUUGGGUUUAUGAUGAAAUAAGGAAUAUAAGAUAUGCAAAAGAUAGUGUUGCUAAAUCUGCUAUUAAUAAGCUUUAUGAA